Messenger RNA from Habropoda laboriosa, 3545 nucleotides. Its product is annotated as aminopeptidase N-like. Gene Ontology annotation, cellular component: cytoplasm. Gene Ontology annotation, biological process: proteolysis; peptide catabolic process. The transcript has 13 exons. Gene Ontology annotation, molecular function: metalloaminopeptidase activity; peptide binding; zinc ion binding. Bases 130 to 2985 code for a protein of 951 amino acids. NCBI's taxonomy places the organism in Eukaryota, Metazoa, Arthropoda, Insecta, Hymenoptera, Apidae. The record is from RefSeq and is a predicted model, not a curated record.
GCCUUAUAAAGCACGAAUAUUUCUACAUGUAGUCUUUCAUAAGGCAAUUGACGACGUACAAUUAUUCCCCUAAGAAAUAGUCAAGCUGGAUCGUUCGUUGGAUGCGCAUGCUCGCUGAAUCAAUCCAGAAUGACAAAAGCAUCGAUACCGUUACUCCUCGUCCUGACGAUUUGCCAGGCGAAUCUUCUCCUUGGAAAUUCGCUCGGUGCCCAGGCGGACAAUUCGAACGAGCUGGAUUAUAGACUGCCAGAAGAUGCCGUACCAUCCGUAUACGAACUAAAUCUUGAACCUGACCUGAAGAAAUUUACUUUCACGGGGACAGCAAAAAUCACGAUUGUCGUGAAGGCCGGUACCACGAGAUUGACGCUCAACGCAAAGAAUCUCAACGUUACCGAGAAAGACGUUAGCUUGUCUCCAGUGAAUAGCUCUUCAGUAAUCACAGCAACCAAAGUGGAACUAAAAGAGAAACAAGAAUUUUUAGUUAUCAGUGUAAAAGAUUCUCUCAAUGGGACAUACGUGCUUACCAUCAAUUACACCGGUGAAUUGAACGACAAAGCAAGGGGAUUCUACAGAAGCAGAUAUUUCGACAAGGAUCGCACUGUAAAAUAUGUCGCUGCGACUCAUUUCGAGCCAACAGGUGCACGACAAGCAUUUCCUUGCUGGGAUGAACCCGCGUACAAAGCAGUAUAUAAAAUUGCUCUGACACAUGAGACCAAUUACAAAGCAAUUUCAAACAUGCCUGAGAAAAGCAAUACGACGGUGCAGAACAAAACAAAGACUGUUUUCCAAGAUACUCCAAAAAUGUCUUCAUACUUGGUGGCUUUUGUGGUCUCUGACUACGGCGUGAAGGAAAGUGGAUCUUUCCGAGUUUGGACAAAAUCACACGCUGUAGAUCAGGGUGCGUACGCGUUGGAAAUGGGCAAGAAGUUGCUCGACAAAUUAGACGCCUAUACAAAUAUUUUUUACUCCAAGAUUAUGCCAAAAAUGGAUCAAGUCACGCUCAAAGAUUUUUCACCGUCAGCUAUGGAAAAUUGGGGUCUCGUAACCUAUAGAGAGAGCGCUCUUCUUUACAAGGAAUCUGAAACCACGCUUCGUACCAAACAAAGUAUAACUACGAUCAUAGCUCACGAAUUCGCGCAUCAGUGGUUUGGAAAUUUAGUCAGCCCGAAAUGGUGGACGUAUCUCUGGCUGAACGAAGGAUUUGCUACCUACUUCCAAUAUUUCAUUGCCAACGAGGUGGUUCCGGAAUGGCAAUUAAACGAAGUACGUGUCGUGGACUCGAUACAAGGGAAUGCUUUCAUUGCUGACGCGGCGGAAAAUGUGCGUCCAAUGAACAAGGAAGUGAAUUCGCCUGAAGAAAUCAGUGGUUUAUUCGACAGUAUUGCAUAUCAGAAGGCUGGAGCGGUUAUUCGUAUGAUGUCAAGCAUUUUGACAGAAGACGUGUUUAAGGAAGGUUUAAGAAAAUAUAUCUCGGACAAUAUAUAUUCCGCUGCGGACUCGGCAGACCUUUUCAAGGCACUUGGAGCGGUUGCAAAAGGAACCUGGGAAAACGGAGUUACGUUUGAUGUACUUAUGGACGAGUGGGUGAAUAAACCAGGAUAUCCAGUGGUUAAUGUAAGGAAUAACGGUGAAAAGUACGAGAUCACUCAAGAACGAUUCUCUCUGUACGGAAAUAAAGAUGAUACAAAAUGGUGGGUGCCUAUCACUUUCGUCAAGCAAGCUAAUCCCAGGAAUUUCUCCACAACGCCUACCCACUGGUUGCAGCCAAAUAAAAAUUUGACAAUUGAUGAGAAGGAAAAAGACAAAUGGAUUAUUGUCAACGUCCAGCAAGCAGGUUACUAUCGCGUGAAUUAUGACGAAGAAAAUUGGGUAUCGUUGACGAAGUACCUGAGGUCGCCCGAUUAUAACAAUGUAGACGUGAUAAAUCGUGCCCAGUUAAUCGACGAUGCCCUAAACAUGGCUCGCUCCAACCGACUGAAUUACACUGUCGCAUUGUCUCUCUCGCUUUAUCUCAAAAAUGAAACAAACUACGUUCCAUGGCAAGCAGCCUUCAGGAAUUUGAACUUCCUGCAGAAUAUGAUGCGCACUUCCAACAAAUACAGCUUCUUCAAGAGUAGAUCUGCAGAUUUGCAUUCCUUUGCUUUACAACCUAGUCUUAAAGUCUUAAAGAUGUCGAGUAAAAGCUUGAAGAUGUCCAAAAGACGUCUGAACAACAUCAAGAUGUCUUUGAAACUCGAUGUUGCUAACUAUACAAACAACGACACUGACGUUACUAUACUCCUUAGAACAAACGCAAUGAAAUGGGCCUGCAGAGCUGGCGUUACAAAAUGCACAGAUUACGCUACAUCUGAAUUCAAAGAUUGGGUUAAACUUUCCAACAAAACACUUGACGUUAACUUGAAGAACAAUAUUCUCUGCGCUGGACUAAACGCUGCGGACAACGCCACGUGGAAUAAAGCUUUUGAAGAGCUGAAGAAAACCAUAAACGAAGAAGACGACAACAAGAGUGCAUUCUCCACCUUAACUUGUACCGAUUCGCAAGAUCGACUGAAACAAUACCUACUAUGGUCCCUUGAAAAGGAAUCUCCAGUGAGCUUCGAUGCCGCAGUCCAAGCCGUAGUGUCCGAACAUCCGGAAGAAGUUGACCAUGUCCUGAAUGUCUUGACCAGUGUAAAGGAGCAGAUAAGCAAACUAGAUAACAAAGACAGUGUGAUCAAAUCCGUGAUAGAAACCAUUGGAAACGCGAUCACGACUAAGGAACAGCACACGCAGCUGAGCUUCUUUGUCCUGAGCGAACAUGUGAAACCAGAACUCCUUCACAGUAGCUUACUGAGGGCAAUGAGAAAUAUAGAAUGGAUUGAUAGCCACAGGAAGACCGUUGAGGAUUGGUUGGUCGCACAUGAGAGUGAAUUCAACAGCGCAAGCUCGUUAGUGCUCUCGUCAUUCCUUCUCAUUCUCUCAAUAUUUAUUACGCGGUUUAAUUAAAACAAAAAAAAUUAAUUAAAAGCUGCUAGAAUUUCCGUUAAAGGAAGUUCCAUUUUAAACGUAUUCAACUUUAUCCCAUCGAGCAAACGAAUCACACGGAAAUGUAAUAAAAUAUUGACAGAAAUGUUAGGAUGAUCAUUCGUUUAAGAUAUGUUAAACAAAUCGCGAAGUUCGAAAAUUAUUUACAAGUUACCAUUUUUCAGUAUUUUCGAACGUAUUAGGGUGGUGCAUCUGAAAUCUACUGUUUUGCGUAGAGAACUUCGAGUGAAAAUACCUUUUUGCUUUUUCACUAUUUUAUUUAACGAGAAAAUGACGAAUUGACGAAUUUUAAGGUUCGGUGACAUUUUUUGAAUCGUUUGGUGAUCAUUAGACAUCAGAACGUUAGAAUUCAAUAAGAAAUUCGACGAACCGUGUUUUUCAUUUCCAAAAUUUUUGAAGCCAGGACGAAACUUUUUAAACCAAUUUCUGACAGUCCUUUCAGAGACGAUUCUUUUCCAUAAUCGAUCAUUUAUUCGUCCUGUUUUCUCAGCUGCACUAAAAGUUCAUCCUUGAACUCACAA